CAAUUUUAACAAGAGGAAAAAGACUAUCGCUACGGGUUAUUGGGUUAUUUUGUAGUCCAGUAAGUCCUCUCUGCUUCCCGUGCAGACUCUCCGGAAGACCGCAUUAAGGCCCCUCGUGGACAUAGACUCCUUUGGACGGGCGCCAUCGCUCACCGACUCCCCCGGGAAACCUGCCCUCUCAAAUCCGGUCCACGCGUCUGCGCGUGCGGCGGAGUCCCGGGCGUUUUGACUCGACCCUCUCACCGUCACAGGGAAGUCAACUGCGAUGGCCAAGCUACAGGGCUUUGAUUUCUGGAGUAAGACCCUGAAAAAGGCACGCUUUGUGGUGGCACCCAUGGUGGACCAGAGCGAGCUGGCCUGGCGCCUGCUCAGCCGCCGACACGGUGCUCAGCUCUGCUACACCCCCAUGUUCCACGCCCAAGUGUUUGUGCGUGACGCCAAUUACAGGAGAGAGAACCUCUAUAAUGAGGUGUGUGAGGAGGACAGACCUCUCAUCACGCAGUUUUGUGCCAAUGAUCCAGAGGUGUUCCUUGAGGCGGCCCUUCUGGCCCAGGACUACUGCGACGCCAUCGACCUCAACCUGGGCUGUCCACAGAUGAUAGCUAAGAGAGGGCACUAUGGAGCCUUCUUACAGGACGAAUGGGAGCUGUUGGAGAAAAUGAUCAGGUUAGCCAACGAAAAGCUCUCUGUGCCCAUCACAUGUAAGAUCCGUGUGUUCAACGAGAUUGAAAAAACAGUCUCCUAUGCUCAGAUGCUGGAGAAAGCUGGAUGUCAGCUGCUCACAGUACAUGGCAGAACCAAAGACCAGAAAGGAGCCAUGACGGGCAUUGCUAGCUGGGAGCACAUCAAGGCAGUACGGAAGGCAAUUAAUAUUCCAGUGUUUGCUAAUGGCAACAUUCAGCAACUGAAUGAUGUGGAGCGCUGCAUUCAGGAGACGGGGGUUCAGGGUGUUAUGAGUGCAGAGGGGAACCUCCACAACCCAGCGCUAUUUGAGGGCAACAGCCCCCCAGUGUGGGAGAUGGCUGAGGAGUAUCUGGAGUUGGUGAAGCGGUAUCCUCCCUGCACUCUGUCCUAUGUACGAGCCCACCUCUUCAAGCUCUGGCACCACACGUUACAGCUCCACCACGACCUGAGGGAGGAGUUGGCCAAGGUGAAGAACCUCGAAAGUUUGGCAGACGUCAGCAAAAAGCUGAGGCUGCGCUGCCAGGAAGAAAUAGCCAAAGGAAAGGAUGUGGAAGAGAAGGAAGGCGGCCUGCCCUUCCCCCACUGGAUCUGCCAGCCGUACGUCAGACCAGUGCCGAAGGAGCCGGUGGCCAACGGUAAGAGCCAGGGUUCAGAGGUGAAGAAGGCUGUGUGUCAGAAGAGGGCACUGGAGGACUCCGAUGGAUCCGCGGACACGCUCUCCAAAAACAAGCAGAAGAAGAGAUCCCGCAACCCCCACAAGAACUUCUGUUCCGAGCAGAAACCCAAGUACAUCAAAUGUGAACAGUGUGGGAACCCAAAGGGAAAUAAGUGCGUCUUCAACCUGUGUCGAGGCUGCUGUAAGAAAAAGGCCUUCAAGGAGGUGGCAGAUUGUCCAAGUCACGGGCUGAGGUUCAAGGCCAAGGCAGAGAAACUGAAAGCGGACGAGGACAACGGGAAGGAAGCCUCAGCAACGGAGACGGAGAGAGACGGCAGCCCCCCUCAGCCUGUCCUACGUCAAGCUACAGAGCUGCAGCUGCAGCCGCAUGCACAUGUACCACUAUGAGCAGCACUGUGGCUCCAGUACCUCUACAUGCACUGACCAUACUGCUGUUAACCCAUUUCAGGUCAUACCUUUGAUGAGAGCAGUUCAGUUAAGAUGUUCAUCAUAGUAAAGGUCUGUUGUGUGUACCCACUUGGAUUUACCAUGCUUGUGAUGAACGAAUGGUGGGAAAGCUUUUUUGGUCAGAGAUGUAACUGUAGGGUGAAAACGUCCAGUGUCCAGUGUGUGCAUGUAGAGGAAACCAACGAUCGGGACAGGACAGGACACACAGGUGCUGAAUACCUUCACUGAAACUGUUCUCACGACUGUCUGUGCUGGACUGAUCAACAGAUCAAAAACAUUAAGUAAAGAAAUGUUUUUUUUUAAUUUGAUGUGGAUUUCCAGGACCAUAAUUAGCUUGGUAUUUACUUUGGCAGGAGUGUUGGGCAGUUUCCUCCUUGCAAGGGAAUGAGUUUUCCUCUUAAUUCUGUCAAUGUAUUUUAUUUUUCCAUUCAAACAUUUUAUAUGGAUAAGUUUUGGCACCAAAGUUGAAAGAUUCAGAAACUGUCAGACUGAUGGAGGGAAUGUUAUUGCUUUAAUUGAACGAAUGUGGUUUUAUUUGCAACUGAUGAGUGAAACUAUACAUUUUAGGUUUGCCUGUAGUGCUUUUGACCAGAUGUGCCUUUUGAUGAGAAAUACCACUGCCUGUUCAGAUAUGAUGAGAACAUAGUCUGGUGUUGUGCGAGUUUUGCUAAGCGACUACACAGUCAAGAAUCUGCCUGUAAAAAUGAACACUGACAUUUUUGACAAA
Molecule: messenger RNA, 2534 nt
Organism: Scophthalmus maximus (turbot)
Lineage: Eukaryota; Metazoa; Chordata; Actinopteri; Pleuronectiformes; Scophthalmidae
Gene: dus1l
Product: dihydrouridine synthase 1-like (S. cerevisiae)
Exons: 14
Coding region: 266-1747 (493 amino acids)
Biological process (GO): tRNA processing
Molecular function (GO): tRNA dihydrouridine synthase activity; flavin adenine dinucleotide binding
Source: RefSeq, a predicted model, not a curated record